AUGUCCGCCACGGCGCAGCCAGACUCCUCGCUGAGUGAUGACUCCUCGGAAUCCCGCCCGUCCAUCAAAGAGAACACCGACACCCUGAGAGCCAAUGUUAACAACUACAAGACUCGCAACAGUCCCUCGGGCGACUCGUCCCGUGAACUCGGGGUCACGUGGAAAGACUUGACCGUGCGGGUUCGCAGCUCCGAAGCUGCCGUGCACGAGAACGUCCUGUCUCAGUUCAACAUUCUGAAUGCCGUGCAGAACGCUCGACGGAAACCAGAACUUAGCACCAUCUUGGACAAGAGCCAUGGUUGCGUGAAACCAGGGGAGAUGCUGCUCGUCCUUGGCAGGCCGGGUUCCGGAUGCACAACCCUGCUUAACCUCUUGGCCAACCGCCGGCUGGGAUACGAGAGCGUGACUGGCAGUGUCCACUACGGGUCUCUCGCUGCACCCGAGGCAAAACGAUAUAGAGGCCAGAUCGUCAUGAACACCGAAGACGAGCUGUUUUUCCCCGCCUUGACAGUGGGCCAGACCAUCGAUUUCGCGACUCGACUGAAAACGCCCGCUUUUGCCAGUGGCUCGAUGCCAGGCAAUGACAAGGAAGGACUUCGCCUCGAGAACCGAGAAUUUCUCCUGCGCUCCAUGGGCAUCGAGCACACCAUCGAUACCAAGGUCGGUAAUGAGUAUGUGCGCGGAGUGUCAGGUGGCGAGAGGAAGAGAGUCUCCAUCGUUGAAUGCCUGGCGACUCGAGGCUCAAUAUUCUGUUGGGACAACAGCACCAGGGGCCUGGAUGCGAGCACAGCCCUCGAAUACGCAAAGACAAUCCGGACCAUGACUGACGUCCUCGGCCUUGCCUCCAUCGUCACUCUUUACCAAGCUGGUAAUGGAAUCUACGACCUAUUCGACAAGGUUCUCGUCCUCGACAAAGGGCGCCAAAUCUACUACGGCCCCAUGAGCGAAGCGCGACCGUACAUGGAGAACCUUGGCUUUGUCUGCCGGGAGGGAUCCAACGUGGCCGACUACCUCACCGGUGUGACGGUGCGAACAGAACGCAAAAUUCACCCAGACUAUGAGCACACGUUUCCUCGCACCGCCGAGGCUGCCCAGGCGAUCUACGAGGCAUCCGAUCUCAACGCUCGCAUGCGCCUCGAAUACGAUUACCCGAAUACUGACGCUGCUCGCGAAAGGACGCGCCUCUUCGAAGAGGCAGUCUCCCAGGAGAAGCACCCGAGACUUUCGGCGAGCAGUCCAUGGACAGUGGACCUUGCCAGCCAGGUAUUGUCAUGCGUCACCAGGCAGUAUCAGAUAAUCUGGGGCGACAAGGCUUCAUUCUUCCUAAAACAGUUGUCUAGCAUUGCCAUGGCUCUGAUUUCCGGCUCGCUCUUUUACAACGCUCCAGCCAACUCUGGUGGAUUGUUCCUCAAAGGCGGUGCUCUGUUCUUCGCCCUCAUGUUCAAUGCGCUACAGGCAAUGUCCGAGGUGACGGACUCGUUCACGGGCAGACCUGUACUUCUCAAGCACAAGCACUUUGGGUUCUUCCACCCCGCUGCUUUCUGUAUUGCACAGAUUGCCGCCGACAUACCGAUCAUAAUCUGCUCCACGACUUCAUUGUCGGUGGUGUUGUAUUUCAUGGUCGGCCUGACCACGACUGCCUCGGCCUUCUUCACCUUCUGGGUUGUCUUAUUCGCCACAUCCAUGGCCAUGACCGCAGCGUUCCGAUUCAUCGGCGCCGCAUUCUCUGAGUUUGGGGCCGCAUCGGCAGCCUCGGGCGUAUUUGUCAUGUUUUCCAUCCUGUACAGCGGCUACAUGAUCCGCUUUUCCCAGAUGCAUCCGUGGUUCGGCUGGACCUAUUGGAUUAACCCACUCUCGUAUGGGUUUGACGCCGUCAUGUCCAACGAGUUUGCUGGAACGACAGUUCCCUGCGUCGGGGCCAACAUUGUACCACUCGGUGCCGAGUAUACCGAUCCUGCACACAUGUCGUGUGCCGGCGUCCCGGGACUGGUUCAAGGAGAGACCUCCGUCUCUGGCGACGCCUAUCUUGCCGCGCUUUCGUACUCCGGCAGCCACAUCUGGCGCAACUUUGGCAUUCUCUGGGCGUGGUGGGCCCUCUUCGCAGCUCUCACAAUACUGUGCACAAUGAGGUGGAAAUCCGCAGCCGAAGGAGGCAGCCCCGUAGCGACCCCUCGGGAGCUGGUCACGAAGACCACAGGCCAGCGGAAAGACGAGGAGGCUCAGCCUGUUCCGGAGUCUUCCGCAGAGAAGCGUAGCUCUCAGUUUGAAGCGCCACCGCCCGGCAGACAAGGCUCAGUUGUGAAGAGAUCCGUCACUGCGAGUCUUGUGCGCAACACCUCGGUGUUCACCUGGAAAAACCUUAGCUACACAGUCAGCACGCCUGGAGGGCCGCGGAAGUUGUUAGACGACGUCCAGGGCUGGGUGAAGCCUGGCAUGCUUGGCGCACUCAUGGGCUCAUCUGGGGCCGGCAAGACCACGUUGCUCGAUGUCCUCGCCCAACGCAAGACCGAGGGGACAAUCAAUGGAUCCAUCAUGGUUGACGGCCGCCCGCUUCCCGUCUCCUUCCAGCGGAUGACGGGCUAUUGCGAACAGCUCGAUGUCCACGAACCGUACGCCACGGUCAGGGAAGCACUCGAGUUCUCAGCUCUCCUGAGGCAGCCAAGAGACGUCCCACGUCAGGAGAAGCUCGACUACGUCAACAUCAUUAUCGACUUGCUCGAGCUCAACGACCUAGCCGAUACUCUUAUCGGCACUGUCGGUGCCGGGCUGACGGUUGAGCAGCGCAAGCGAGUCACCAUCGGUGUCGAGCUAGUUUCGAAACCUAGUAUUUUGAUCUUCCUCGACGAGCCUACUUCGGGUCUAGACGGGCAGUCAGCCUUCAACACGGUCCGCUUCUUGCGCAAGCUCGCCGAUGUGGGCCAGGCCAUCCUCGUCACGAUCCACCAGCCCUCCGCGCAGCUGUUUGCACAGUUCGAUUCGCUCCUGCUUCUCGCCAAAGGUGGCAAGACAGUUUACUUUGGAGACAUCGGCGACAACGCGGCCACAAUCAAGGACUACUUCGCACGCCAGGGAGUCCCUUUCCCCGUCGACGCGAAUCCGGCCGAACACAUGAUAGACAUUGUUUCGGGUCACCUCUCGCAAGGACGCGACUGGAAUUCCGUGUGGCUCUCGUCGCCAGAACAUGCCGCGGUAACGAAGGAGCUCGAGACCAUCAUCUCGACCGCAGCAUCAGAGCCUCCAGCCACGCUGGAUGACGGCCGAGAAUUUGCUACAUCGCCAUGGGAACAGACACGCCUCGUUACGCAACGUAUGAAUGUAUCGCUGUACCGCAACACGGAAUACGUCAAUGGCAAGCUGAUGCUGCACGUUAUGUCUGCUCUUGUUAACGGCUUUUCGUUCUGGAUGAUUGGCGACUCCGUGGGAGACCUCCAGCUUCGCCUCUUCACCAUUUUCAACGUCGUCUUUGUCGCCCCCGGAGUCAUCAAUCAGCUCCAGCCCCUCUUCAUUGCUCGCCGCGACCUGUUCGAGGCACGGGAGAAGAAAUCUAAAAUGUACUCCUGGGCGCCAUUCGUAACGGGCCUGAUCAUCUCGGAGAUGCCCUACCUGUGCGUCUGCGGAGUUCUCUACUUUGUCUGCUGGUACUACGCGGUCGGAUCCCCGGUCGACUCGUCUCGCGCAGGCGCAACCUUCUUCAUGAUUCUGGUAUACGAGUUCCUCUACACGGGGAUCGGGCAAUUCGUCGCGGCCUACGCGCCCACCGUGGUCUUCGCAUCCCUCCUCACACCGUCGCUCGUCGGCAUCCUGGUCUCCUUCGCCGGCGUGCUCGCCCCCUACGAGCAGAUCGUCGCCUUCUGGAGGUACUGGCUGUACUGGAUGAACCCGCUCAACUACUUCAUGGGAGGCAUGCUCGUCUUUGGCGUCUGGGGCACCCCUGUCAUCUGCGACGAGAGCGAGUUUGCCAUUUUUGAUCCUCCCGCGUCGGAGACAUGUGGUGCUUACCUUGCUUCUUACAUGCAAGGGGCUGGAGCCGCCAGCUACUUGGCUAACCCGGAUGCCACUUCUGCCUGCAAGGUAUGUCAGUACAGCAACACCAAUAGCUACUUGCAGAGCGUAAACCUGCUUGGGUACGAGUAUGGGUGGAGAAACGCGGGCAUCUGUGUUCUCUUUGUCGUGAGCUCGUACGGGCUCGUGUAUGGACUCAUGAAGCUUCGGACGAAACGUUCGAAGCGGGCAGAGUAAGUAGAAUGUAGCAUGUUGAGGUGCUUGGAUAAUGCAUCAUCCGCUUGGGUAAUUGGGCUGAGGGUUGAGCAAGGAUCGGCCAUGACUAGAA
Microdochium trichocladiopsis is the source of this 4330-nucleotide messenger RNA. RefSeq names its product brefeldin A resistance protein. Gene Ontology annotation, biological process: transmembrane transport. The record is from RefSeq and is a predicted model, not a curated record. The transcript has 3 exons. Lineage: Eukaryota; Fungi; Ascomycota; Sordariomycetes; Xylariales; Microdochiaceae. Gene Ontology annotation, molecular function: ATP binding; ATP hydrolysis activity; ABC-type transporter activity. Gene Ontology annotation, cellular component: membrane. Bases 1 to 4239 code for a protein of 1412 amino acids.